AUGUUUUCCGUGGCCUCGUUACAGCCUGCCAUGCAGAUCAACGCCACAGCCGUACACUCCUCAAUCUCAUGUUCACAAAGCACACCAGCAGCAUCACCAUGGACUCCAUCACCUGAGUACAUCUGCAACAGGGUGCACUCGACGGCCAACUACAAGUUACGCCUGGAAGCCUCUCGCAACGAGCCACGGUUAGGCAAACUCCUCGGUCAUAUUUUUGUCUACGAUGCCAUCCGCGAAUACAAGCAGUCACAGGCUCAACAAUCACUAUAUACUUCUUCACCAGCAGCCCGCCGGCGCGAGCAGCAGCUCCGCCGCCGACAAAUGAGCGAAGCCAGCCGCCUAUCACAGAACCUCACCGCCGUCACCGAAGAAGACAGCGACAGCACACCAGCGUCACCGGAUAAUGCCGCCGAUAUCAAGGAAUACCUCUCACAGGCCACCGUGCCCCCCACCAUCCCACAGUCGCACUCGUAUGACAUCGCAUCCUUCCAGCAAGCCAUCGCCUACCAGCUGGCAACACUCUCACAAGUUCGCCUGGAGGCGGCAUCUCGCCAGCUCUAUCACAUGACGCAGGAUGACGACGACGCGGACGAGGUGGCUGUGGAGGAGUACGAGAGCGACCACGACGACAGCGACGACUCCAGUGACUAUGACAGCUACGACGGCGACGAUGACUGGCGCGCGGAUGACUUGGUCUUCGAUCGAGACGAGGACCGGGAUGACGAUGAUCAUCACGACAGCGACACUGACCCGGAAAGCGUCAACAGUGAGCCGCCCAGUCCGAUCACCGAAGAGCCUAUGCUGGCAGGUGAGGGCGAGGGCAAGGCACCGCAGCUGCACAUGCAGACGCAGCUGACGGGUGGGUGCUACUUCCUCCCGCUCCGGCCGCUUCCUCCAUCACGGCGAACGGGCAGUGCUUCUCCUGCCACAGGGGGCGAAGGGCGGUCACUUUUCGCCGCGCUCUCAGAGCUGUCUUGA
Molecule: messenger RNA, 978 nt
Organism: Cyphellophora europaea CBS 101466
Lineage: Eukaryota; Fungi; Ascomycota; Eurotiomycetes; Chaetothyriales; Cyphellophoraceae
Exons: 1
Coding region: 1-978 (325 amino acids)
Source: RefSeq, a predicted model, not a curated record